GUGGCCGUCGGUGCAGGGCCGGCCCCUGCUUUUGUUGGCAUGUGGAGAUCCAAUCGAUAAAACCAAAGAAAAGUCUGCAUUAUUAGGACUCUCUACAUGAUACAGAUUAUAGUGGUGUAUCUUGGUCCUGUUUGAUCCUUGUCAUGGCUGACGAAAACCAGCGAACCGAGCUUCCGCAAGAGCAGCCCCAACAGUCAACAACCAUCUCCCAAGAACAACCCCAUCAAUCAACGAUACUCCUCCCAGGGUCAGUGGGCCAUCCAUCUGGAGUAGAGGUAGCACCAAAAACAACAUGGCCUGAGGUGGUGGGCAUGACGGUGGAAGAGGCAGAAAGGAAGAUAAGAGAAGAUAUGCCUCGGGUUCAGUUCCAAGUAGUUCAGCCAAAUUGCUUUGUGACCAUGGAUUUCAACACUAGGCGAGUCCGACUGUACGUGGAUUCUGAAGGAAAGGUUUCCCGGGCCCCUAGAAUCGGCUAAUAGUUGUCAAUGUCCUUCUCUAGAGACUAAUGUAUUGGCCUUUACAAUGCAUGUCUUACCCUUGUAUGCAGCAGAUUUGGUGUUUCAGACUUUCUGUAUGUGGUAUCUAUUUUCAUUUGGUUAGCUGGAGCUUUAAAGCUUGGAUUUUAAUUAGUAAGAAGUAAGAACAAACUUGUUGUGCCAUUUGGAAUAAAUCAAUUUCAUCAUAUGAGCGAAGCCA
Messenger RNA from Vitis riparia (riverbank grape), 696 nucleotides. Its product is annotated as subtilisin inhibitor CLSI-I-like. The transcript has 2 exons. Gene Ontology annotation, molecular function: serine-type endopeptidase inhibitor activity. The coding region runs from base 144 to 476 and encodes 110 amino acids. The record is from RefSeq and is a predicted model, not a curated record. Gene Ontology annotation, biological process: response to wounding. NCBI's taxonomy places the organism in Eukaryota, Viridiplantae, Streptophyta, Magnoliopsida, Vitales, Vitaceae.